This is a messenger RNA of Linum trigynum, 3595 nucleotides long. The record is from the annotation of a GenBank genome assembly. NCBI's taxonomy places the organism in Eukaryota, Viridiplantae, Streptophyta, Magnoliopsida, Malpighiales, Linaceae.
GACUUUGAAAUCCGACUUUGUGUUGGAUGUGACUUGACGGAGACGUUCUUCACAAUCAUUCAUCAAUCGAUUGAACUGCGUGACACCUCAAGAAACGACUUUGCGGGGUCCGUAUAACCUACUGGAUCUGGUAAACGCCAUGACAUAAGUAGGAAAAAAUCUUGCAAGAAUCAAAUGGCUCUUAUGUUGCCAUAUCGAUCGAAGCAAGUCUAAAGGAGAGUUUGCCGAUGCAACGCAUUCUCUCUUGCUUUCCUCGUCUAAAGUAGUUAGGUUUUUCUUUUUCUUUUGUUAAAAAUCAAGUGAACCUCAACACUAAAGGCACCUCAACCUACACAUUCGUUUUAAGGCUUCAAAAGAACAAAUUUUUUUGUGAUAUGAGUAAGUGAUCGUGGGAUGCCUUGAGAUAAUAUGAUACUAAUUACCAACUAGCUAGAUUUGUGUUUGUUCGACUGAUCGUUCACUUUUUUUCUUGGAUCUGAUUCAUCAUGCCUGGAUUAUUCAAACAGAAAAAAAACAAUUAUAUAACAACCCCCAUCGUUGAUCCGCAACAGAAGUAACAGAAAUCAAACGGCGGAGCAAAAACAGGGAUUUUCCCCCUUUCUCAAUUUCUUUUUGGGUUCGCUCAGCAAUCAAGCAUUGACUUGACAAGUGGUCUUCGGAUUCCUCUGCAGAAGUAGACGAAGAGGGUGUGUGAGAGUGGAAGAUGGGAACCAUCCCUCACCUGCUCCCAUCGCAACUUCCGCGCAAGCUUCCUGUUUCUGCCCUCUGAAAUUCGUUUUCCCAGCGACGUCGAUGACAGUCGAAGGAGAAGAUAUGGAGAAUCAGCGGCCACCGCGGGUGAAGGGCGUAGUCAUCAUCUCGCUUCCUCCUCCUGAAAACCCUUCCGCGGGCAAAACCAUCACAGCUUUUACGGUAACCGACGACGAUUACAAUGGCGAUGAAUACCAACAAUUUCAGCAAACCAUUCUCCAGGGAGAUAACCCACAUCAAGAACAAGGUCGAAUUCCGAUCCAACACCCGCCACCGUCGUUGGGGAGUUCUCCAAUCCGCUUCCCGUUUGCAAGUCUCUUUCUGGGUAUCUCGCUCUUCGGCUUGGUCAUCUACGCCUCGCUUUUUACCGAUACCCUUCAGGAGUUGAAGCGCUCCAAGGACGAUCAAGAGCAGCGGAAGUCGUUCUUGUUGCCCUUGUAUCACAAGGGUGCAUCUGCCCCAGUUUUGGAGGAAGGUGUUGUAAAUAAAAUUGAGAGAUUUGUGUAUAAGGAGAGUUCAGUGGCAUCAAUUGGUGCUAUGGUUGAACCGAUGCAAGUCAAUAAGUUGUCUUCUUCAAGUGCUGCUGAAGUGGGGAUGCGAUCAUCAUCGCCACUGUUUCCCGUCAGAGGGAACAUUUUCCCAGAUGGCUUUUACUACACGUACAUUACAAUUGGAAGCCCUCCAAGGCCUUACUACGUUGAUAUUGACACAGGAAGUGAUUUAUCAUGGAUUCAGUGUGAUGCUCCUUGUACUAGUUGUGCAAAGGGAGCAAAUGAUUUGUACAAGCCCCAAAAAAGCAAUAUCGUGCCUCCAGAAGAUUCAUUUUGCCAGGAAGUUCAGAAGAAUAUGAAGGCUGAAAAGUGCGAUGCAUGCAAACAAUGUGACUAUGAGGUCGAAUAUGCAGAUAAUAGCUCCUCCUUGGGAGUUCUUGCGAAUGACGAACUUCAUCUAAGUAUAGAAAAUGAGGAAUCCUCCAAGUCCAAGUUUACUUUCGGCUGCGCAUAUGAUCAGCAAGGCUCCCUUUUGAACACUCUGGCAAGGACAGAUGGAAUUCUAGGAUUGAGCAGAGCCAAAGUUAGCUUACCUUCUCAGCUGGCAAGCCAAGAGAUUAUCACUAAUGUGGUAGGACAUUGCCUUACCACUGAUGUAGAUGGCGUUGGGUAUAUGUUCUUAGGUGAUGAGUUCCUACCUCAAGGCGGUGUGCAAUGGGUUCCUAUGCUCGGCGUGCCUUUCACGGACUUCUACCAGGCACAGAUCAUGAAGUUGAGUUAUGGAAGCAGAUCCCUGAGUUUAGGUGGCCAAGACAACAGACAUAGACGAGUAGUGUUUGAUAGUGGUAGUUCUUUUACUUAUCUGCCAAAAGAUGCAUAUUCUGAACUAGUUGCUUCUCUCAAGGAAGUCGCCAAGGUAGGGCUAAUCCAAGAUACUUCAGACCAGACGCUGCCUCUCUGCUGGCGGGCAGAAUUCCCAAUUAGAUCUGUUGCAGAUGUAAAGCAGCACUUCAAGACUUUGACCCUUCAGUUCGGAAGCAAGUGGUGGAUUAUCUCUAGGAUGUUUCGAAUCCAUCACGAGGGCUACUUGAUUAUUAGUAAAGGAGGCAAUGUAUGCUUGGGUAUACUCGAUGGAAGCGAAGUGCUCGAUGGUUCGACGAUCAUACUGGGAGAUAUAUCGAUGAGGGGGCAGCUGGUGGUGUAUGAUAAUGAGAAGAACAGAAUUGGGUGGAUGCAUUCAGACUGCGCCAAGCCUAAGAGGCCGUCGGACAAUGUGUCCCUCUUUGAAGGGUAAACUAAUAAGUAAUAUAACAUAGUAUCCGCUCAGUGCACCAGCCCUGUCCAAAUACGAGUCUGUAAAUUCAGUGUGCAUAGUGGAAUAUAGCUCAAGAAGGAUUGUUUAAUCGUGUAUGUAUAACUAGUCAUCCCAGGAUUGUUUUUGUCCUGCAAGUCACGAUGAGCAUGGCUCAUGGGAAUGGAAUUUUGUGUAAUUAAACUUGGCUAUAAUUCGAAACCUCAGUCCAUUUCGAGGUGUGUAAAUUUGAUAAGGUAUAUGCAAACUAAGGGCAGUUUUGCCACAUCAACUAGUUUUUCUAUUUUAAAUAAACUUUGCACUCAAAAUUUGGUUAAUUCGAGGUUUACAUAGCGUUUUUUUUACUUAGGGUUUGUUGUACUUCAGAUUUAUCCCAGGAUUGAUAGAAGUUAUCAUGUAUAUUUUGGAUCAAACCGCUAUGCUCCUAGAGUGUACGUUAUUUUGGAUACUAAUAUUGAGAUAUUACCAUUUAGACGACCAUGAAUUAAACGGAGUUUUAGGUAAGAUACUAUAAUCUAACCUUUAAUGGAUAAAUCCAAGGUCUCGGUUCUCUAAAGUCAAUCACGAAAAUCAAUUUAAUAUAAAAAAUAAUGAUUGAGGAUUUUGAUUUGCCGAAGUUCUAGCGAAGUACAUCCCAUAGCCAUAUCACUUGGAAUAUGGUAUACUUUAGAAGUACACUAGUCGUUAUCAAUGGCGUACCACAGGAGUAUAUCGAACUCCAAAUGAUCUGGUUGUUAUAUGUAAUUCGUUGUACUACAGCGAAUCGGAAGCAUCGAUUUUUUUUUAAUGAUUAAAUUGAUUUUUAGGUUUGAUUUUAGAGAAUCGGCACAUGAAGUUUUUAUCCAUCACAAAUUAUGGUAUAAUAUCGUUCCUCAAACUCCGUUUAAAGUCAUGGUAUAGAUAGAGAUAUAUCACUAGGAGGAUCGUAUACUCCAGUAGCAUAUUAGUAGGCUCCGAUAGAAAUCCAACAUACUUGCCAGCCCACUGGCCGUCUUCUGAUUUCUAGGGUUUUAACUUCACCUAAUAAAUGCUUUGCAAAGCA